This is a messenger RNA of Synchiropus splendidus (mandarinfish), 4989 nucleotides long. Its product is annotated as E3 ubiquitin-protein ligase Topors-like. The coding region runs from base 379 to 4374 and encodes 1331 amino acids. The record is from RefSeq and is a predicted model, not a curated record. Gene Ontology annotation, biological process: protein polyubiquitination; protein monoubiquitination. The transcript is spliced from 4 exons. Gene Ontology annotation, molecular function: metal ion binding; ubiquitin protein ligase activity. Lineage: Eukaryota; Metazoa; Chordata; Actinopteri; Syngnathiformes; Callionymidae.
UAAGAGAGCGUGUACAGGCUCACAAACUGCUGUUUGUAAUUACGUAAAAAAAGUGGAACAUGAAAACUGUUCGAAGUGGACAACCCUCACAUAGGCGAUCUUUGAACCCAGUAAAAAUUGGAUGGUUCACUACCCAUCAGUCACCGCGGUAACUGCCUGUCCAGCUGUUCGGUACCUCGACAACAUUCGGAUUCUCUUGGUUGCUGCCGGCACUUCGACUCUCGAGGCUUUCCAGUCCCGUAUCCAGGUGACCCGCAGACCUGUCUAGGUCGGAUGCUGCGUACGGCGGGGAGGUGUACCUGGAGGAGGAGAAGAGACCCCGAAUGAGAAGCUUCCGGUGCGACCACAGGAGUCGUCUUCUGCUCAGCUAAAGAGGUGAUGGUUCCAACUCGUAUGAAGCUCCGUGUUCGGCGCCGGGCAAAUGUUUCUGCUGAUGCUGCUGGAGAUGACAGGCCAUCAGAAGAGGAGCCACGGAACAGAGCAAGUGCCAGCCGCAGCAGAAGGAAGAAGACUAGCAAUUCAUCCACAGCUAUCGGAGCGUCAAGCUCACCUCCUCCCUCUUCGUCUGCCUCCGCGUCUGCACGGACUUUGGCACCCGAGGAGGCUUCACCAGACUCUAAGUGCCCCAUCUGCCUAGACCGCUUCAAUAACUUGGCAUACCUGGACCUCUGCUUGCACCGUUUCUGCUUCCCCUGUAUUCAGGAAUGGUCCCAUAACAAGGCUGAAUGUCCUCUCUGUAAGCAGCCAUUUACCUCCAUCCUGCACUCUGUCCGUGCAGAAGGCGAGUUCAAGGAAUAUGUGCUGCGUCCACAGCCUACAAACAGAAGUGAUGCAGUCACUGUUGCUACAGUAGCAACAGUAGGGAGCGACCACCAGAUGAGACUGAUGCUGAGGAGGCACAGAGCAAAUGAUGGUGGCGAGACAACCAGUCGGCGGCGUAGGAGGGUGAGAGGUGGACAGAAUCCGAACGGAGCUGAUCGACCAGCUGUGUGGGAGUGGUACCUGGAUCCUCCUAUGAUUCCCCACCAUCCUGUCCCUCCCGCAAGUGCUGGGGAUUUUGAAGAGGGUGAGGUCCCUGAUGCAAGAUCAAGGGUGGACGCUGAGCGUGGUGUAAUAUUUGAUGGUUUGACUGCUCUUGGCGGGACUGCAGCGUCUGUCGCGCCAAACAACCGUGCCUCACGCCGUUUAAUGAGCCGCUUAGCGGCACGACUACGCGUGCAGCGAGAAGGUGGCUUAGUGCGCCCCCUGAGGGAAAGGGAGGCGAUUGCUUUCCGUCGCUCCCUCUAUCGUAGCAGCAUUCAAGUCACUGGCAUUGCUGGAAUCAAUGGCCACCAACAGCAACAGGACGUAUCAGCUGAAAGCUUUCGAUGCAACCCAGUUGCACUGCACAGGCUCCGCCCCUGGCUUCGGCGAGAGCUCACGGUGCUCUAUGGUGCUCAUAGCUCAUUAGUUGAUAUUGUGCAGCGCUUCAUCAUGUCCUGUCUGGUGCGCCACGGCCUGCAGGAGGUGCGUGUCCUGGAGGAUGAGAUGCGUCCUUUUCUACUGGCCCGAACGAACCACUUUUUGCAUGAAUUGGUCUGCUUUGCUCGCUCGCCGCUAAGCCUGGACUUGUACGACCAACAGGCUGUGUACGAGCCUCUGUCUGCAGCUAUGGAGAUCGAUGGCUCAAGCACUAGCUCAGACAGCAGCUCGGUCAUUGCCAUAUCGGAGGGUGAGGAGAAUGCGGAGACAACCACCAUGAGACCAGAAGAGGAGCUUUUAGGUGAUGUGGCCAGAGAUCGUGCUAAUGGCAUCCAUUCAGGAAGCAAUCUUAGUUUGUCUGGGUGGGACGACGACACCCCUGGGCCCUCCUACUCCACCGCCGAGCAGUCAAGUACACUUCCCUCAGAUUCACUGAGGCCUCCAUCCAAGGCUAAUGAGAAUGCGAAAGAGAAGCCUGCAGACGAGGAGGGAGAGGAAGAGUGUCUCAUUAUUGGCUACAAGAAACCUAUUGCAGAGAGAACUCCUGAACUUGUGCAGCUGUCGUCUGACUCCGAGGUAGACGAUGAGAAGAAGGUGGAGACGGCUGCAGACAAGACUCCACCUCCUUCAUACUUGCCUGCAAUUUCUGCCUCCACGUCAGGUGCCUGCCAGGAUGAGCAGCAGUCCAGUGUGUCGAAGGAGGCGCAAGAGAAAGGCUCUCGUCUGCAUCCCGACUCCUGGUCAGAUUCUUCUGACAGCAGUGCGAUAUCCGUAUGUGCCAUCAGUCCACCAGAGGCGACGUGGAGCAAACAGAGGCACAAACUAAACGGAAAGCGCUCUCAUUGUGACGCGUCAAGAGAGAGAAGAAAGGUUAAGAAAAGAAAAGCGGAUCGCCCUCAUCAUCUCAGGAAACAUGGAGCUCAUUCCAACCGUGACCAUUCCCGCUCUUCUUCCCCUUUGUACUCCAGCAUUGAUUCCAACUCCCCGGCGUCCCCUAGUCUGCUGCAUUCCCGAAGAGAUUACUUCUACUCACAGGAUUCUCCAUUCGCCUCUUCCUUCUCCUCCUCCUCCUCCUCCUCCUCGCCAUCAUCAUUCUGUUCAUCCCCUCGGCCUACAUCACCCAUCUUGAACACGUCUACCACCCCGUCAAUGUCACCUGGAUUCCAGGAUCACUGUGAAGAGAAGCCUGGCGGGAAGAGGAAGUACAAGAGUCGGCAUCUUGAAGAUGAUCCAUGCUACAAGCCACCUGGAUCCCGAAAUCAAGGGAAAAGAAAAAGAGGGGAACGUGAAAGAAAAACGAGGGAGAGAUCUUCAACUCGUGCUCGCAGAGUGGGCAACAGUGGCAGAAGAAGCAGGAGGUGUCAGGAGGAGCGGAGCCCUAGUGUGGAGAUCAUCUAUGAAGGCACCGUCAACUCCACAACACGGGCCAGCCAUAAGCCUCACAAGAGACGCAAGAGAACACAGCAGAACAGUUGUCCACUCAUCAUCACCAUUGACAGUGACGAGAGCCAGGCUGGCGUCAUCAGCGAGGGCAGUGGCUGCAGCAGCCCAAUCAGCAGUCAGAAGACAGUGGAUUUCUCGGACAUCCCUCCACUCCCAUUGGCUCCAUCUGAAAGUGUGGGUACGACCGUGGAUAAUGAUGCGGCUGAACUUCCCGCUGACAUCCUGGAAAGACGAUCCGACGGGUCUGAGGUGGAGUCUUUCCAAAGGUCCAAGUCUCAAAACCUGCUCACACUUGACAGCGACUUUGACCUGGAUGUGACUGAUGAUCGGGACCUGCCUCCUGUCCGGCCAGGGCCAGUCAGAAAUGACUUGAGAGGCACUGAAAGAGGAGGUGUUGGCGUGGAGGCUGGAGGGCCUGAAGAUGUGCCUUCAUAUUCCGACCUGCUUGUCAAAGUUCUGAAUGAUUUGGAGGGUCUGGCUGCCAAAAGCGGAGCCCACUUGAACUCUGCCGCCAGGUGUGUGCCCGAAACAACCAAAUCUGAAGCGGCCGCCAAACGAUCAGGAGAAGAGACCUCGGAUGCGGUGCGGCUUCAUAGCUCCUUCCUGCCUUUGCCGCCUCUCCAGCUGCACAAAGCAGAAUGUCCUCAGCAGCUGAAAGAGACAGGCCCCAUCCAAACACACAGUAAUGCACCACCACCCUUAAAGUACAAAAAUUCUGGUAGUCCCACAUCUUACCGUGAAGUCAUCCCACCCAUCACAUCACUGAAACAACAUUUUGCACAGACUCUGGCUCUCAAACAGCAGGGGUCCUGUACAAGUCCCGCAGCUGAAUCCCUUAGCCUGCUUUUACCUGAUCCGCUCUCUUCAGCCAACUCCCACAUGCUUCCUUGUCCUUCUCGUGGCACCUCAGUCUCCCGACAUCAGCCCUUUUCCUCUCAUCUGAGUGUUGCCUCACCAGGUCACAGAUACACAACUGUGUCCCCUGUUGAAAGAGAUGAUCAAACAUUGUCCUCCAAAGAGAAACCGACCUUGAGCAAAUCUACCUCUGAAAGUGUCAGAACAUGUGCUUCCAGUCCGGCAGUGCCCUCUGACUUCCAGUUGUCCAGCGAAGCUCCAACUGCGGUCCCGUUGAUGGAAAGCGCUGGCAGCUUGAACAGCACUUGUUCGCUUGUUCCCUCAGCUGUGCUAACUGCUUCUGAGAGAUUUUCCCCUGCUCUGCACACUCGCUCUCCAGAACCAGACUCCUACACUGUUGCCAGUCCACAUGAGGAGAGGGAGCCACUGCAUGCCAACAAUACUCUUCACAAACACUUGAAUCACCAAUCUGCUGCCUCCAAAAACCAGCUCCUAUCAACAAAACCACAGACGGACUCCAAAUCUCUCAACCACUAUGAGCCGGGACCACUUGCCCAUUCUUCCACACUGCACGUUCCCUCACACCUUCAUACUCCAUCGCCCACACACACUUGAUCGAAAAUCAUCCAGCAGUUCAAAGGUGCAGAGACUUAUAUAAAAAAAUGUUCUUUCCUAAUUUUGUAAAAAAAAAAAAAAAAUCAACAUGGAACUUCUCCAUUAGUUUUGUUUCUACAUAUAUUUUCAAAUGUGGUUGGUUACUUUCAUUUUGAUUUGUCAAGUGUCAUUCAACAUUCCUUUAGAGUUUUAACUCUCAUCGUACAGAAGCGGUAUGUCACAGUUGAAGGUGUGUGAUGACUCGUGAGAUUUGUUUAAAUAUGGUUUUAGGCUGAUCCUGAUGGGUAGGGCGCUGGCUGGUCAUCUAGCGGACUCGUACUCAAUUUACAAUGCAAGAUGUUUGUCUGCAAACACAUUGAUGCUGUUGAACUAAAGAGCCAGUGUUGCAACCUGAUGGUGAACUGUUCUAUUCCCUCACGUGGAGAUCACUGUGAUGUCCCCUAGUCAGCAGUGUCAGGACAUGCCUCGAGUGUGAACUGAACGAUUGUUCAAUUUAUCUAAAUUGGUUUCAGCCAUCUUCCUAUAUUCAGUAAAUGCAACUAUAAAACAGAAAAGGAUGUUUCUGCUCUCACCUCAACUCAUGUUCUUUACUGAAAAUAAAAGAUUUUUCUUGUU